CUCUCAUAAAACUAGACCGAGCGAGUGAUCAUGUUUAGGUUCAAGGAGCUCUCUUUUGAAAAUUCGCUUUUCAGUAGUUUUCACGAAUAUCUGUCCCAUCUUCUCUUUUCCGCGACGUUCGAAGACAAACGCAUAGUAAUCUUGUAAUUGAUAUCACUGGUUUCGGUCGUUCCUUUGCUAUGUCGUCAAUGCAGGCCCAACCGGUUCAAAGCCCACUUCUUCCAGAUUCUGGUGGUCGUGGUGGUGGGAGUGGGACCCCGGAGAGGUCAGAGGACAAGGGAGGGUCGGUGAAGAUGGAAGAGAAGGAGAAGAGGAAGGAAGGGUCGCCGUCGAUCAGGUUGGGCCUCGGGAUUGAUGGGAACACGACGGAGAAGCCCGUGGUUAAACACGGAAAGUGUGUGUUUACGACAGCACAGUUGCAUGAGCUACAGUUACAAGCGCUUAUCUACAGGUACAUAGCGGGUGGAAUCCCAGUUCCUCUUCACCUUGUUAUGCCCAUUUGGAAAAGCGUUGCUUCCUCUGGCUCUGCUCAUGGCGGCAUCUAUGAUCAGUAUCCAAGCUUUGUAGGAUUCAGUCCUCAAGGACUUGAUUAUAGGAGCAUGAUGGAUCCAGAGCCAGGGAGGUGUAGAAGAACUGAUGGGAAGAAAUGGCGGUGUGGUAAGAAUGUGAUUCCUGAUCAGAAGUAUUGUGCACAGCACAUGCAUAGGGGUCGUCAGCGUUCAAGAAAGCCUGUGGAAUCUUCUCAAAUUACUUUGCCUGAUACAACUCUAUCAAAAGGAUCAAAUAAAGAAUCAGAAAACUCAAAAAGCCUUUCAGCCACUGUAAAUGCUCAAUACACGAACCCAUCUUCCUGUAAUACCAGCACAAGCCAUGAGAGAACUGCUACCACUGCUGUGGAUAGCAACAAUAUGUGGAGCAAUAGGAACUCCAUUUCCACCAAUGCCAUCACUAGCACUACCGUCAUUACCGCAACAAACAACGAUGAGAAAAAUGAUUGCAAAAGGAACAAAAACUUCCCAAAGACCAGUAAGAAGAGAGAAGAGAAAGUCUCUGUUAGUGAUAAUAUUAUCAUCAAUAAAAGCAGCAAGAGUGGAAACAACGCCACUGUUGGUAAUCGGAUAUCCCCUGGUGUGGGCUUUUCUCCAAAGAGUGUUCUUCAAGUUCUAGGCAGCAAAAGUUCCCGUGGUUACCAAAAUGAAAUGGAACUUGAACCAGGGAGAUGUAGGAGAACAGAUGGGAAAAAAUGGCGGUGCAGCAGGGAUGUUAUUCCUGAUCAGAAAUAUUGUGCACGGCACAUGCACAGAGGUGCAAAAAAGCAUGUGGAGGUUUCUCAGCCUGUUGCCAUUCCUACUAUUGGUCCACCUAGUAGAUUAACAAUAGCCAACAAAGCGGCUUGUGCAGUCCUGAGCACCAGCCUUUCUAUUUCAAUUCCAAGUCCUCAUCUGAUUACACAAGAAGAAAAAAGUACGAGCUGUAGCAGUGAGACUACCAUCAGUGACACCACCAUCACUGUCUUCGAGAAUGGUAAUGUUUCUUGAUGUGAUCUUAUUUGUGGAAGGUUAAACUUUUUUGAGCUUAGAUCCAAUUUUAUGCCAACUCAAGAUGAUUGAGGUGUUUCUUCAUAAGGACAAGCGAGAAUAUUAGGUGUCAUUCUGCACUGAGCUAUACUCAAGAAGUCAGAGAUGAAUGAUGAUCAGCGAAGCUUCAUGCUGGGCACAUUACUUCUUUUUUAUCAGAUCUCUGACUUCUUUUUCAUGUGCCAAUGCAGUUGAAAAUUUUGUUAAGAUAAGAAAGGGUGCCUUCCUUGGUGUGUUCUGGUGGGCAAAAGUAGAUGAGUUCCUUCAUAUAUGGCCUUGUAUAAGCUCCUUGAUUAUACUCCAAUGUUUUAAUUUCCCAUUGGGUAUUUCUAUUCAAUCAUGUACUGCAAUUGCCAUUAGUUGGAAGGUUUGUGAUGAAUCUCUGCUUAACUUUGCACAGAUCCUACAAGAGUUUGUAGUGUUCUUGAGUA
This is a messenger RNA of Theobroma umbraticum, 2008 nucleotides long. RefSeq names its product growth-regulating factor 9. Lineage: Eukaryota; Viridiplantae; Streptophyta; Magnoliopsida; Malvales; Malvaceae. Gene Ontology annotation, molecular function: ATP binding. Gene Ontology annotation, cellular component: nucleus. Gene Ontology annotation, biological process: regulation of DNA-templated transcription; DNA-templated transcription; developmental process. The record is from RefSeq and is a predicted model, not a curated record.